AUGACGCUCGCUGCCAAUCUCCGACUCCUCGCCCUCCUCUCCCUCCUCGCCGCCGCCGCCGCCCCGGACCCCGCCCCGACCCCGGCCGCCCUUCGCUCCAGGAGCAGAGCCAACCCCCCUGAGAGAGUCCCGGAGGAGGCUCCGCCCCGAGCGGCGGCCCAGGUCAUGUUCCCCAAGAACGUGACCUCGGCCGAGGCUCUGGCGCCCCCGCUGGGCGCGGCCCAAGUGUCGCCGCGGUUGAUGGACGUGUGGAUGGACGUGUGCCAGGGCUACUACGACGUGAUGGGACAGUUCGACAGCGCCUUCAACUGCUCCAAGGACACCUACAUCUACUGCUGCGGCACCUGCCACUACCGCUUCUGCUGCCCGGACCGCAACCGGCAGCUGAAGCAGGACAGCUGCAAGAACUACGACUCCCCCGAGUGGGCCAAGACCCAGCCCCCGGCCUUGGUCCUGGAGGAUGAGCCGGGCUCCGACCCGGACGUGGACCCCCUGAGGCAGCAGAGCCACUACACGGGCUUCGUUAUCGGGGGCGUGGUGGUGUUCAUGGUGGCCGUGGCCGUGGGCAUCAAGGUGGUCUUCAACAAGGUGCAACAGGAAGCCCACCAGCGAGACCUCAACAUGCCCAGGGCCCUGGUGGACAUGUUGCGCCACCAGUCCAGUCCAGUCCAGCAGGACGAGAGGAACAACAGCCUGGCUUUGGCGGUGGGAGACGGCCAGGGGACGCUGGGGAGACCUCCUAAAAACCUCUACACCUCGGGACUGCCCAGCAAGGACAACCGACUGGGGAAUGUUCAGCACAACUUCAUCCACUCGUCAGGAUCCAGCCCCAAACACACGGCGACCAUCGAACGGACGCCCCGCAUGAACAACGUCCAGCUGGCAGCGGGGGGCACCCUGCUCUCCAGCAAGCACAACAACACCAAGUCCCAGCCCGCCUUCCACCACUCGCUGCACAACCUGGCUCAGCUACCGCCCUCCUACGAGAGCGCCACCAAGCCGGAACUCAACAGAUACUCCUCGCUCAAGCGGCUCGAAAAAGGUCUGGAUGAGUACUCAUCUGGGUACUGCACCACCAAGCGGCGCCCGCAUACCGCCCAGCCGGCACUUCAGUCCUCCCAGCACCACCUCCACUGGGGCGGAGACUACACCCUCGGCGGGAGAGGCACUCUCCCCAGGCAUGCCGCCCGACCCUGGAUCCCCCCGCCGCCCUCCGGCAUGCCGGCUUCGCCCACCCCCAAUCCGUACCCGUUGGACCCCCCGGAGCCCCAGUACAACCCCAAUUACGACACCCUCUCCAAACCCCCGCGUAAGGUGAAGUCCUCCGACCAGCUGCUCAACAUGGGGGACGUCCCCGGGAACACGGGAACCUUGUCCCGCAUGUCCAAGAACCAGCAGCACCAGUACUACAAAGCCAUGGCCGCCUCUGGUAAGAACUCCAACACACAGACACUUACCCGCAAGACCCAGGACAGGCAGGACAGGCAAGACAGGCAGGAGAGGCAAGACAGGCAAGACAGGCAGGAACGUUUGCUGAUGUCCCCAGACCACUUGGAGGAGAGGAUGGGUGGGAUGGGGAUGGUGGACCCGUACGCCCACACAGGAGGGGGCGGCGUCCCCACCUUGCCUCGCCAGCAGAAGGCCCAGUCCCAGCAGAACGUGUGCGCCACCCCCUCCCUGGACCGCCACCACAUGAUCAAGAUGAACUCUCACCCGACCUCCGGCAGGGAGCAGGAGAGGAACCCGGGCAUGAGCAGCCACAUUGCCGGGGGGAUGGGCUGGGCGGGGGAGAUGCCCGGGGCAGCUGGCGUCGUCAUGGGGACGGGAACGCUGGGGGGCCACAGCGCCAGGAGGAUGGCCUUCGCGGCCAAGCGGCAGAACACCAUCGAACAGCUGCACUUCAUCCCGGGAGGGGGCGGUAGUGGUGGCGGCGGCGGCAGCGGAUCGGGGGUCAGCGGAGGGAGCGGCAGUCAGGGGAUCCGGACGGGGAGCAAAAACGAGGUGACGGUGUGA
Messenger RNA from Nerophis ophidion (straightnose pipefish), 2013 nucleotides. It is a transcript of the gene shisa7a, whose product is annotated as protein shisa-7. Gene Ontology annotation, biological process: regulation of short-term neuronal synaptic plasticity; regulation of AMPA receptor activity. The transcript is spliced from 5 exons. The record is from RefSeq and is a predicted model, not a curated record. Gene Ontology annotation, cellular component: postsynaptic density; AMPA glutamate receptor complex; postsynaptic membrane. The coding region runs from base 1 to 2013 and encodes 670 amino acids. NCBI's taxonomy places the organism in Eukaryota, Metazoa, Chordata, Actinopteri, Syngnathiformes, Syngnathidae.